Messenger RNA from Porites evermanni, 1599 nucleotides. The record is from the annotation of a GenBank genome assembly. NCBI's taxonomy places the organism in Eukaryota, Metazoa, Cnidaria, Anthozoa, Scleractinia, Poritidae.
AUGCCAAGGAUUUCGACUGUGACAGUUUUUCGAGCGACUUUUGCGUUAAUCUUUUUUGUUCUCUUUGGACAAAUUUUACUAUUUACUCUUACAAGAUGUCGUGGAUUUGUGGCAGAAGAAGACCCGAACAGAACAAAUCGCGAACUCUCCAACAUGGAAAACCCCUCGGUCAAAUUUUCUUCGCUGUCAAAGAAAAUUCGCCAACUCAAACGCGAAAUGGGAAAUCUCAAACGCGAAAACAAUGCCCUGACAAAGGCGGUUCGUGAUUUAUCUUCUCGAAAUGAGGGGCUCUUGAAGGAGAUACGACAGCUAAAAACCAUGGAAAAAAUCACGAUCGCUCAAGAGUUGAGCAGCGAAAAAAGCAAGAUAGCUAAGGGGGAAUUUCUAAAAGGCGACCCGGUGAAGACAGAAUUUGAGGUCGUCCCGUUUGAUGGUUUAGCGUAUAAUGCGAUUUACCAAGUCUAUCAUGGCCUGUCGGGCAACCCGGCGGAGAGACCGUACGGUUUCAAAGGGAAAGAAUACUUGGAAGUUAUUAAGUUUGCUGUGGAUUCGCUGAAUCAGGAUUGGGAAGGCAAGCAGCUGGAAGCCACCGCAAUGCAUCUCGCGGAUGGAAUAAUGCGCGUGGAUCGGAUUUACGGUUCACAGUACGAUCUUUAUUUUAGAGCGGCCGGUAACAAGGUUUUUCAUCGUGUUAAAAUUCAACGAUCGUUCGGUCCCUUGACUCUUGCCGGAAACAUUGAGACAGUGGACACAAAUAAUGAGCUGAUAAACUUAAUUUUGCCUUUAUCCGGUCGCCUGGAUAAAUUUAAACAAUUCCUGGACAAUUUUGUUGACGUUUGUAUCAAAUGGGACCAGCAAGUUUUUCUUACUGUAGUGUUCUUCGGCCAGGAAGGUAAAGAGGAGCUGGAAUCCUUGGUGAAAAAUGUGUCCAAGGCGGAGAAUUUUACAGACUACAAGCUUAUCUUUACAAAUGAAACAUUUUCGAGGGGAUAUGGCUUACAGAGAGGGGCACUUUCCUGGACCAAAGGAAAUGUACUGAUGUUCUUUUGUGACGUAGAUGUCUAUUUCACUGCUACUUUUCUGGACCGGUGCAGAUUUCAUUCCACACCAGGAGGGAAGGUCUAUUACCCUGUAGUGUUCAGUCUGUACAAUCCCAUGAUUGUUUAUGGUGGGUCGCCCCCGCCCGCUGCCCACCAGCACCGUAUUAAUCGUGACACUGGUUACUGGAGGGAUUUUGGCUUUGGCAUGACCUGCCAGUACAAAAGUGACUUUGAGAAUAUAGGCGGGUUUGACCUGUCAAUCAAAGGCUGGGGAAUGGAGGAUGUAAAGUUGUACCGCAACUAUCUUGCUAGUCAGUUGGUUGUUGUAAGAGCGGCUGACAGAGGAAUAUUUCACAUGUGGCAUCCUAAAUUUUGCAGUCGUAAUUUAACCCAACCACAGUUUCUGGCUUGUAUUAAAAGCAAAGUGAAGUCAGAAGCUUCACAGUCCCAGCUUGGUCUUCUGGCCUUUGGUGAGAAGAUAUUUGACGAGAAAGAAACAGACUGGAUCCAGCAACUUCGGGAAUCAAAGAGCAAGGCAGUGAACAAAAAGAAUAUCUAA